Molecule: messenger RNA, 1515 nt
Organism: Phragmites australis (common reed)
Lineage: Eukaryota; Viridiplantae; Streptophyta; Magnoliopsida; Poales; Poaceae
Exons: 9
Coding region: 85-1323 (412 amino acids)
Biological process (GO): DNA replication; DNA replication initiation
Cellular component (GO): replication fork protection complex; nucleus
Molecular function (GO): DNA replication origin binding; single-stranded DNA binding
Source: RefSeq, a predicted model, not a curated record
CUCUCCUUUUCUCUCUCUCUCUCUCUCUCAGUCUCUCUCGCACACGCAGAUCCCAGUGUCCUGCACACCUCGCCGCCCGCAACCAUGGCGGGCCCCGGCGGCGACCUAGAGCUUCUCCUCUCCUUGGGAGAGGCGGUCCCCGAUAUCCCUCCCUCCUCCCCGAGCCCCACCGACGGCUCCGACGGCGCCAUCACCCCGCCAAGGACGGCGCGCCCCGGCUGCACAGACAUGUCCGUCUUCCGCGACGCCGUCAAGGACUAUCUUGAGGCCGCCCCUGCAGCUACUUCCCCGCUCCCCAAGCUCCCCAAGCGGCCCAAACCCUCCGAAACCCUCGUCGACAAGUACUCCGGCCUCAGCAUCAAGCACCUGGCGCUCUCGCCUGCCGAGAUCGGCAACCGCUUCGCCGACAUCCGAUUCGUGCGCAUAUCCGCGAUAAAGAACUUGGCGAGGAGCGACAGGUUCUCCGGCUGCUGGGCGACGGCGGGGGUGGUGCUGGACAAGGGCGUGCCACGGGUGAGCGCGCAGGGGAACGCCUACAGCAUUUGGAAGAUGGGCGCGCUGGACAAGGCCGAGGCGUCGGUGUUCCUGUUCGGUGACGCGCACGCCCACUACUCUGGCGCGGCUGUUGGCUCGGUGUUCGCGCUGUUCAAUGGCAACGUCCGCAUGGACAAUGGGGGCAGCGGGUUCUCUGUGAGUGUUGCUUCCGUGGGGCAGAUGAUGAAGAUGGGAGUCGCCGCGGACUUCGGUCUCUGCAAAGGGAAGAGGAAAGAUGGGAUGGCUUGCACCAUGGUGAUAAAUAAGAGUAAAGGAUCAUACUGCAAAUUCCAUUCAUCGAAAACAUCACUGAAGUACACUACUGGAAGAGUGGAGCUAAAGGGUGGAAACUUCCAAUUUGCUUCCAAGCUUCGGUCUGAAGGGAUUUACAUCGUCAAUCCUUCCUCAGAGCGUCCCAAUCCAAGAAAGCCAUUCCAACCGGUAAAAGUAAUGUCAAUAGAUGGCCUAAAAAGGGCUUUAAGCAAUGCAGAUAGAGUGACAACUAAGAACCAGUCUCAGGGUAUAAGAUUUCUUUCCCAUGUUACAGCUAGUAUGGGUAAUAUGAAGCCAAGUGUCCCAAGCAAUGGUUCUAUGAACCAACAGAAAUCGAAGUUCAGCUUAAACAAGAGUUCGGCAUCAUCUGGCGCCAAAGCACUACCCAAGCAGGGAUUGCGGAAACCAGAGCAAGAUAUCAAGAGACGAAAGGUGAAUAAUCCUCCAGAGAAUACAGUUGAGCUUGAUGCAGUCAGCUCAGACGAUGAUGAGAUUAAUAUAGUACUGCGACGCUGAUGGUCGAGUGAUGUACUGUGUGUACCCCACUGGUUGUGAAUGUACUCCAAAUCGCGUAAACAAGGGUGUAUUUGAAGGCCCUUGUUUUCAAUACCUUUCACCAUGUAUUUAGGAUAGUUUUGUGGCCAACCAGGCAACCAACCCUUUGCCACAUGCUGUACCGGAGGAUAGACAAAAUUAUCAGAUAACCAU